UACAUUUGUUUACCAAAAAGUAAAACAGUGGUUGAUCGUUGAUAACAAAUUUGUCAAAGAAAGAUUGUUAUGCAUUUUAAUUAUUAAUACAAGUUCUAUAAAUAUAACGUUAUCAGUGGUUAAAAAUAUAAAAAAAAACAAUAUCCACGGUAUAAAUCCGGCGCGGUGUUAACCUACUGAGGGAAGAAUAACCUUCCUAAAGUUGAUGUCAUCACCUAGAAAUAGAUGAUUAUUAUAACAUAUAAAAUUGUUAAAUUUGCGUUGAUUUGCUUUUAUUUGUUAGUAAAACCUGCAGUUACUAACAUGAUCGUCUAGGCGCACCAAUAUUUAUAACUUACUACAGUAAAUUUGCCUUAGCAGGAUGGUUUUCGAGAGUGUUAUUUCUCAAAUCCUAAAUAAGGUUUUAGGUGAAUUUGUUGAAAACUUGGACGGCAAUCAGUUGAAUAUUGGAAUAUGGGGAGGGGAUGUAAACCUUAAAGAUUUAGUGCUAAAAGCUUCAGCCUUGGAAACUUUAGAUUUGCCCAUUCAAACUGUUUAUGGAAAAAUAGGUAAUUUGGUGCUGAAGGUGCCAUGGACUUCGAUCUAUACAAAACCUACAAUUAUUAUGGUAGAAGAUGUCUACCUUUUAGCAGAACCCAACCAACAAGUAGCCUAUGAUCCUGUUAAGGGAGAAAAAAGGUUAUUGGAAUCAAAAAAGAAGGAAAUAGAGAAAAUUGAAAAUGCAAAAAAGGCGGAAAAAGAGAAAGAUCUUACUCCAGAAGAUCCAACUUUGGUCCAGAAGAUUAUCCAACAAGUUAUUAAAAAUGCCCAGGUUUAUAUAAAAAAUAUUCAUAUAAGAUAUGAAGAUAAAGUAACACAACCAGGCAAACCUUUCGCCAUAGGAGUGACUCUUGCUGAAUUAGUGAUUGAAAGUACUGAUUCUGAUUGGAAAAAAGCUAUUGUUGAAGAAGUUUCUAAAAUAUAUAAGGUUGUGCAACUUGAGGGCUUAGCUGUCUACUGGAACUGCAAUUCUAAGCUCUAUGCUGGAAAGACACCAUCUCAACUUGUUGAUGUAAUGAAAAAAGAUAUCGCUAAUAAAAAGCACCACCCUGCUGGCUAUAGAUAUAUUCUGGGUCCAAUUACUGCUGGAGCCAGACUCAGAAUGAAUCCUAAUCCUAUGGCUGAUGCAAAACCCUAUAGUAUCCCAGUUUAUCAUCUUAAUUUAGAUAUGGGAAAUCUUUUUAUUGGAAUCAGUAAAGCACAGUAUAGAGAUAUCAUAGCUUUGGCUGACUCUAUGGAUCGAAUGGCUAAAGGCGAACCAUACAGAAAAUUUCGUCCAAACUUAACAACUUAUAAAGGUCACUAUAAAGAGUGGUGGCACUUUGCAUAUAAAUGUGUAGUGGAAGGUGAAGUAAAAAGAAGGAGAAGAAACUGGGAUUGGAAUCAUAUGGUCCAACAUAAAUUAACAAAGACAGAAUAUAGAAGGCUUUUAUCAAAGAAUUUUUCCAAUACUUGUACGGCAGAAGAGAGGUGCCAAAUAGAGGAAUGUGAAAAAAAAUUGGACCUUAUAAGCAUAGUGAUUAUUAGGCAACGUGUGGAACUUGAAUGGGAACGAGAAAUUCAACUGAAGAAAAGUGAAAGCAAAGGAUGGUUUUCUGGAUGGUGGGGGUCUUCAAAGACGCAAAUAGAUGCUACAGAUAAUGCAAGAAACUUAUUAAAGCAGUUUGAAAAGGAAAUGACACCUGAAGAAAAAUCUAGGCUAUACAAGGCUAUAGAUUACCAAGAAAAUGCAUCUCCUACAGUGUUUCCUGAAGAAUUUGUGGACAAAUCUUUAAGCUUCCUGCUAAGAUCUCUUGAACUUGAAUUAAGAGAUGACAAGCAGAAGGCUAAAGUAAUAUUUACUUCAUUGAAAGGUGUCAAGGCAAAGCUGGAAACUAGAGCAUCUGCAAGCUCUUUAAAAGUACAUGUGGCAAUCGAUAAUUUGAAAAUGGAUGGUUUAGUACAAGAUGACUUUCAUCCGACACUAAUCAUACCGGAGGAAAAAGAGAUCAAAGGUGUUAAAAGCCUAUUAGAUGUUACGUUUGAGACAAAUCCUCUUGACAAAAAAUGUGACCAAAGAAUACAUUUGGUGGCAAAACCUCUUAAAAUAGUCUAUGAUGCAGUAACAAUCAAUAAAGUCCUCGAUAUUUUCAAAAUACCACCUGAUUCAUCACUUGACCAAAUUCAAGCAGCAGCAUCUUCAAAACUGACAGAUGUCAAACAAAUGACAUCUACUGGUCUACAGUAUGCUAUAGAGCAACAUACCCGUUUAGAUGUAGACUUAAUUUUACAUGCCCCAUACAUCAUUAUUCCUUAUAACGGGAAAUAUGAGGAAUUUGGGAAUGUUCUGGUUAUUGAUUUGGGUCAGAUUAAGAUUCAUUCAUCAGGUGAAAGAUCUUCUGUUAUGGAUGUUAGACGAUUGUAUCAAGAAGGGCUAGCGCAGGAAGAGAUAUUUGAGAAAAUGAAAAGCUUCAGUUAUGAUCAUUUUGCUAUGGAACUUACCGAUUUACAAAUAUUGGUAGCCCAGGGAGAAGAAAAUUGGAAGCAGUAUAUUGUGAAUUCGGCUAGUACCGAAAUGCACUUGCUAAAUCCCUUGAGUUUGAAUAUUCAAUAUUCUAAAUGUCUGAUUACCGAUGAUCCUCGGUUGCCGCACCAGAUUAUAAAGUGUGAACUUCCCUCCGUAGCCAUGUCUGUUUCGGAUGCCAGGCUUACUUUAGCUAUGGCACUUGUUUUCAGCAUCCCUCUUCCUGAAUCCGAUUCUUUGCCACAACCCGAACUGAAGAGAAGAACAUUUUCUGGCUCCACAUCAAGUCUCCUAGCAUGGCAGGGUCCAAGAGGUUCCCUACCUAUUAAAUCACCACCUAUAAAAGAAAGUGCGCAAGCCAUUGACAAUGUACAAUUUAAACUUAUGGAGGUAUCAAUACGCCUAUCAGAAAUAUGUUUCACGAUAAACCAGCAAGAACUAGUAACCUCGGCCAUCAAUGAACUAGCAAAAUUCAAAGUGACGCAAAUAGAAGCGCAACUUUUACAAAGUACUUAUGAAACCAACAUGAAUUUACUGUUGGGAAGCGUCAAUUUGACUCAAAAUCGAAACGCCAAUGUUAUCGAUAUUAUCAGUACACCAAUUCCUGUGGACUCCGAUCAUUGUUUGAUUAAAGUGAAUUUUACUCAGGUGGACCCGAAAUCACCAGAUCUUCAUGCAACACAUCAUUCAUGUGAAUCAAGUUUGGGUGUAGAUUUUAGCGUUCUGAAUAUUACACUGCACCAGGAAGGACUGCUUUCACUUAUGGCUUUUUCACAGUCGGUGAUGGAUACUCUUAAUGAAAUAAUGAGUACUAAGCGUCGGCAAGAUAGCAUACAAAGCGCCGGAGAUACCAGAGGUCACAAGUACACAAGGAAUAUGUCAAUUAUUAGCGAGACAAGUGAAUUUUUGGAAAAGGGAUCUAAAAAAAUUAUUCCUAAAAAAAAGAGAAACAUUGUAGUAGAAACUAUUAAGUUUAAGCUUACUGCACAAUUGCAAGAAGUUAUGGUGAAAAUUUGCACUGAUAACCUAAAUAUUUCGUCGUUUGCUGUACGAGGCCUGAACACCGAUAUUUUUGUGAAAGAAUCAUAUACUCAAAUGGUAGUCAAACUUUCCGAGUUGGUUAUUUUAGAUUUAAAUCCUGAGACUAAACAUAAUUUGAUACUUACAACUGAAGAUGAAAACGCACUGAGUGCACAAGUGGUGCUUAACAAUUUGGAAGUUGACUCUAAAAAGCCAGAUAUUGAUGUAAAUGUUAAGAUGGGCGGAACCAAAAUUGUUUUCGUCAACUGGUUUGUGACUAAUUUGUUGAACUUCCUUAACCAGUUUCAAGCCGCCCAACAGGCGAUUCUAGAGGCUUCAGAGGCAGCCGCUCAAAAAGCCAAAGAGAACGCCAAAGAAAUGUACCAAAAAGCCACAAAAAUCUCCUUAAAUAUCAGACUUAGGGCACCAAAAAUUUUGGUUCCGGUUAGCAGUCAGAAAAUGGACGCUUUACUUCUCGAUCUUGGUGUUAUUUCCAUUAGUAAUAAAUUUUUAGUUAUGGAUACUAAGAAUGAAGAUGGUUAUCCGGCGGUAGUAGAUGAUAUGAAAGUCGCACUAACAGAUUUUAAACAGUCGAAAGUGACCCUCGAUCCUAAAGAAAAUAUUCUACAGGAAUGGAGUCUGCUUGAACCAAUCAACUUUGAGCUAAGAAUUAAAAGAAACUUAUCGUCAACAUGGUAUAAAGCGGUACCGGAUAUUGAUAUAAGUGGCAGAAUAAAGCUGAUUGAUUUGCAUAUAUCUCAAGCCGAUUAUUGCCUAAUUAUGUCUGUUUUAAGUGAGAAUUUGCAGGAAGGAAAGAGUAAUGAGGUGGUUGUUUCUGCUACUGCGCCCGAACCACAGCUAUCAGCGACAUCGAUGCUCUCUCGAACGACGGAAUCGACAAUAGAAGAUGAAUCAGCAACAAAUCUUGUAGAGGCCACCACUGAUCCAGUCACGGUAUUCCUUAAGUUUACCUUCACUAUGGAGGAACUUCUAUUGAACUUGUACAGUAAAGGUUUUAAAAAUAACGAAAAAUCUACCCCUAGCAAAAAAGCUGAUAAUCAUUUGGCCCGAUUUUCACUAAAGGGUUUAUCUGUGAAAGGGCGACUAUUAUCGGAUCAGUCGAUAGUCGCGUCUGUUUUGUUGGUAAACUGUUUGCUGGAUGAUAUGAGAAAAGGCCGUGAAGAUAAACUCAAUCGACUUAUUGAAAGGACAGGAAUUGACGACUCCGUGUCGGUAGCUUCCUCUGACUCUGGCAGUGCUCACCGAGGCAUGAUUGAUGUUACAUACCAACAAACGCAAAACGAUAUGUUUGCCGAUGUUAGAAUUUUCAGUUUCACCUUGAUCUUAUCAGUGGAGUACCUCAUGAAAAUCGCCGAGUUUUUCACUAAUCCCGAUGAUGUAUCUCAGGCUCCGGUUACUAGAAGAAAUGCCCAGAAAAGCUCAACAUCUUUAGGUAAUAAGCCAAGCAAAAUAAGCCAAGUAUCGUCAUCAGGGCCACCAACCUCAGUUCAAAUGACACUCAAUUUAAAAGUAGAAAAACCCGAUAUCGUCUUGGUUGAGCAUAUGGAUAGCAUUGAUUCCAAAGCAAUGAUACUUAAUAGCGAAAUUUUGGUAAAAUUCCGAAUGAACGGAGAUCAUCAAGUUGUUAAUGGUUUGAUUAAGGAUUUGCAGUUGUAUACUUGUAAUUACAAUCCCGCUACACGGGCAGAAACAAGGGGAAACGUUCUUCAUCCUGUUACAAUCAGUUUGGCAGGCAGUACACCAGAAGGCAAAGGUCUUCAUUUAGAAUUAGUUGUCGAAGAGGUUCUUUUGCGCGUAUCGCCCGCAACAAUAGAAUUAUUAAACAGUGUACUGGUUACUAUGUCCCAGAAUCCUACGGUAACAGAAGGGGAAGAAGAGGAACAGUUUAUCUUUGAGGCGUUGUGGAACCAGAAACCAUUCCGGGAUAAUGAGUUCUGGUUCUUGAAGAGCGAAGAAGCUGCUGAGGUACGAGAAGAUGACGUGCUCGAUGACGUCGUACCAUCCAAGCCGGUCUUACAAGAACUUUGCAUCAUUUCGAUGCCUUCCAUCGUCAUUACCGUGGAAGCCGGCGUUGCUAAUAAAACUCUGCCAUUUUUAUUGUUUGAAACUUCUCUGAAAGGAAGUGCUAGGAAUUGGAGCUCUCAGUUAGGAGUCGAGGCCACAGUAACACUUUUAAUGGGUUACUAUAACAGCAGACUUGCAUUAUGGGAGCCUCUAAUAGAACCAGUAGAAAAUCGAAGAGGCGAUAAACUCUCAUUCGAACCAUGGGAACUACGAUUAGAGAUGUCCAUGAAUGAGCCUGAUGAUUCUUUAAAUUUAACUAGUCCUAUUACUGAAAGAGGCGAAGAGCCCGAUACUACUUCUAAUCCACCAGUAAUGAGCAUCGACGUCAUUUCUGAUAAAACUUUGGAACUCACAGUUACGAAAACUUGCUUGGAAGUACUUACGAAUCUAGGAAAAGCUUUUGCUUCUGCUAUCAAACAAGAAGAUGUUAGUACAUCUAUUUUAGCUCCUUACAGAGUUCUAAAUGAAAUAGGAGAAGACAUAACGCUCCUUUUGGAAGAGAGUUCAUUUAAAAUUGCAGAAGGGGGUUCACUGGAAGAUAUUAACAAAUUCGCAGCCGUACCAUUAGUUCUGAAAAACCCUCCCUCUUCGGCGAUUCAAUUGGGCAAAGAGCUGAAUAGGCACGAACAAGAAUCAAAUUACUUCCUGCAGGUCAAAGUUAACAAAACAAACUGCGUACUUAAUUUGCCGGUUAUAAGGGCUGACAAGCGUUUCUUUAUGUUAAAUUAUGCUAAAGAUAAUAAUAACUGGGGCCUUAUCUCUGACGUCAAGGUCGAUAAUGGAGUAACGACUAUUACUUUGAGAAGUACUUUACAAGUUUACAAUCACUUCUCAGUGCCAAUUGACGUGUAUUACAUGACCAAACGAGGCAACGAAUUAGAGUUAGUAGGUUCCGUAGCGCCAAACGGAACUUUAAAUUUACCACUUAAGUCAGUUUAUACUCCCACAAGUGAACUAUUCUUCGGCGUUGCUGGUUAUAGUGUGACGACUGGUCCGUACAUUUGGAAAGAACUGCAAACUGAUAUGAGUAUUGUGAAAAUUUUACAAUGUCCAAUAGCAGUUUCUGCCGAAAAUACCGGUACAAGUCCGUUUUUGAUAAAAGCUAUUGGUGAAAUGGAACAGGUUUAUUAUGAAAACACCUCCCGUCAUACAAUGGCCAGCACUUGUUACAAUAUUCAUUUAAGACCUGCUGCAAUAUUUAAGAACUUCUUGCCUCUGAAAACUAUUGUUUGUGUUGAUGAAUUAGCCGAAGAAAUUGAGGUUGAGGCCGGAGGUACUUUGCAGCUGCCUAAUGUAAACCCUGGAAAAAGUGUUCUUGUAAUACGGCUGCCCGAAUACCUAGAGAAAGAGUGGUCCUGUCGCAAGGAAACCGAACAAGAACCCGGAGAAUUUGAAGUUUGGACUUUCCACAGUUACGAUAGCCCUGCCAAGAUGUCGCUCGAUUUGGGAGUUCAUACUAUCAAUAAGGAUGGGUCAUUUAUCUAUUCGCUUUAUUGUCCGUUUUGGAUGUUAAAUAAGACAGGAUUAAUGAUUGGAUAUAGAAAAUCAAGGAAAACUGAAAGAAAUGAAGCUAUUGGAAGCCCAACGAAGGCUUCAGAUGAAAACCUGAACGUGCUUCACCAUCCAGCUAAUUUCAAAGGUCCAAUACUCUUUUCAUUUAACGCCAGAAACUUCUUCGGAAAGAAAAAAGCAUCGAUAAGGGUCGAAUCUGGCGACUGGUCUAAUAAAUUUUCUCUAGAUGUUGCUGGAUCAUCGGGUGUUGUCCAAUGUAAAGCCAAUGACAGGGUUUAUCAAAUUGGUGUACACAAUCAGCUAACUUACAACAACCUGACUAAACAAGUCACAUUUACCCCUUAUUAUGUUAUAAUAAAUGAUGCUCCAUAUGCUAUAGAAUGUCAAGAAAGUGAUAGGCCAGCUGACCAUUGGAUUCAAAUUGAACCAAAAUCUUGUACAGCAUUGUGGCCAAAGAGCGAGUUAGAGGACAAACUUCUAAAGUUACGAAUUUGUGGAACAGACGAAAUCAGUGCUCCUUUCCUCUACACUGAAAGUCAUACUACUCUACUUAAACUAAACAACAAAUACGGUGGUGUAAACGUUGAUAUACAAUUAAAUGAAGGAGCUGUAUAUAUUAGUCUGGCACCAUAUACUAUUGGAUGUGCUCCUGCUUUAAUAAUUAACCACACGUCACAUACUUUUAAUUUUUGGGAAAAAGAAUCGGUCCAAAUUAGAACCCUACAACCAAAAACAAAAGUUUUAUAUACGUGGGAGAACCCAUCUGGUCCCAGAUUACUAGUAUGGGAAAAAGGACAUAAAAUCGAAAUCGAAAACGAUCUUAGAAAAGAUGCUUGCGGUAACUUCCACCUUUCUGAACAAUGUGAAGUCUAUUGGUCUUCUUUCUUGGAUGGAAUGCAGCGAGUUCUGCUGUUCACCCAAUCGAAGGUACUAGCACAAGAUGCCCUUAAUCUUUUUGAAAUCAUACAACAGGAAAUCACGUUAUCUCUGCACGGUUUCGGGUUGUCUUUAGUGAACAACAUGAAUAGGCAGGAAGUUAUGUAUAUUGGAAUCGCGAGUAGUGGGGUUAUUUGGGAAAUGUGCAAAUUGAAUAGAAAGAGAUAUAAGCCACUAGAUUUAAAAGAAUCUGUUCAUAUAGAACGUGCAUACCAACAAUUUUUAAGCAGACAAAAUAGUUCUGAUUCUUCGAGCUCUGUUAUUGGACCAAUUCUUGUAGAUAAUAAAAUUGAGGUCGAUUUUGAAGCGCUGCAAAUGUAUAAGCCAAGAAAGCGGAAAAUAAGACGAACAUUCCAGACUGGCGUUUGGCUAAACAUGAAAACCAGCCCCAGCCAAAUGCAGUUACAUGCAAAAAUAAACCGAGUACAAAUAGACAAUCAGAUGUUCGAUUGUAUUUUCCCUGUAGUAUUAGCUCCUGUUCCACCACCUAAAAGUGUUGCGGCAGAUAGCGGGAUCAAACCAUUCAUAGAACUAAGUAUAGUUCAACUCCUAGUCAAGAACAGUCAAAUUAGGCAGUUCAAAUAUUUCAGCGUUCUGGUUCAAGAAUUUCACAUAAAGGUCGACAUGGGAUUCAUAAAUGCUGUGGUGGAUAUGAUGCAAGAGAGCGAAAACUCUGACGAGGAAGAUAGACUACUCUUCGUAAAAGAUAUGCAAUUAGUGGAUGAAGCCUUAUACUCGCACGCGGCAGGCCAAGCGAUGCAAGAGCAGAAAAGUUUUUACGAUUUGUUACACUUAUCUCCACUCAAGAUACACAUCUCAUUUUCUUUAGCCGCCGGUACAUCUUCAGGUCAGAGCGCUUCAACGCCGAACUUCCUCAAUGUUCUUUUACAAGGCGUUGGUGUAACUUUGACUGACUUACAAGAUGUUGUUUUUAAAUUAGCUCCAUUUAAACGUGAAUAUAUCUUUUUAACUCAAAAACAGCUUGUAAGUGAAACUAGUGGGCAUUACGUGGGUCAGUUGGUCAAACAACUUUACGUGUUGGUACUCGGACUAGAUGUGAUAGGAAAUCCUUAUGGACUGGUAGUUGGAAUUAGCAAAGGCGUAGAAGAUUUGUUUUAUGAACCAUUUCAAGGUGCUAUUCAAGGGCCUAGUGAGUUUGCUGAAGGUUUAGCGUUAGGGGUCCGAAGUUUAGUAGGACACACAGUAGGUGGUGUAAUGGGGGCUGCGACGAGGAUAACCGGAGCUAUGGGUAAAGGAAUUGCUGCUUUAACUUUUGAUGAGGACUUCCAAAGAAAAAGACGAGAUCAGAUGAAUAAAAAACCGACUACCGCCCAAGAAGGAAUCGCUAGAAGUGGAAAAGGAUUAGUUAUGGGCGUUGUAGAUGGGUUUACCGGCGUGUUUACAAAACCCGUUACUGGCGCAAAGGAACAAGGAGUAGAAGGUUUCUUCAAAGGUUUAGGCAAGGGUGCCGUAGGUUUGGUCACACGGCCUGCUGCUGGAUUAGUCGACUUUGCCAGUGGAUCACUAGAUGUUGUCAAAAGAGCUACUGAAGUAUCAGAUAAUGAUACAGCGAGAUUAAGGCCACCACGGUUUUUGCAGGCCGAUGGACUUGUUAGACCGUAUAACUCUAUGGAGGCCGAAGGAAAUAAACUUCUAGUCGAGCUAAAUAAAGGAAAAUACGCGACGACUGAUGUUUAUGUUUACCAUAGAGUCAUUAUAGAGAAAAGAGAUAUUUUGUUGCUUACUGACAAACGGAUGGCCUAUAUUACGCAUAACGAUAUAUUUGGGGGAUGGCAGAUCGAAUGGUCCUAUACCUGGCAAGAACUUGUAAAUCCAGCAAAGGUAGUCCCGAAGGGCGUCUUAAUAACAACAAACGACAAAAAGAAAAAACUAUUCGGGUCCAAUGACAACACGAAAAUCGUCCUUAUUGGCGAUCCUGCUGUGAAAGAAGAACUGUGCGCCAAAAUCGAGGAACUAAGGAGCACAUAGCGAUAAAACAUGUUUUUUUAAUGAACUGAUGAAUUGAAAAUUUUACACUUAAGUACCAAGAGCUGCUUUCAAUAUUUAAACUGCUGCUAGGUGAAGAGUAAGGAAUAUAUGAUGUGCCUCAUUAAGAAAACAGAUACUAUCUAUAUAUUAUGUUGACAUAUAAAAAAAAAAUUAAUUAUCAGUUAUUAAUAUUAAUAAUCCCUUUAAAAGUCGCACAUUUUUUCAGUGAGGUAGUAGAUGUUUUUGAUUGGUUGAGUUUCAAUGUAAUUUUUUCUAUUAAGUCUGUGUCUUCUUAAUAGAGCAGACAUCUCUUUAAAUCUAAUAUUUACCCACUAGUCAAUGUUCGAAAAAUUUUGUUACUAAGGCUUAUACUAAAAUUAACCAAAAAAAAUUUUUAUUUUUUGAACUGCUUUUCCUUAUUUUUUGAUUUUUAUAUUAGCACAAUUUUGUUUACUUUUUAUUAUAAAUAAAGGAUUUUUGUUGGUG
Molecule: messenger RNA, 10570 nt
Organism: Anthonomus grandis grandis
Lineage: Eukaryota; Metazoa; Arthropoda; Insecta; Coleoptera; Curculionidae
Gene: Vps13
Product: intermembrane lipid transfer protein Vps13
Exons: 49
Coding region: 362-10084 (3240 amino acids)
Biological process (GO): protein retention in Golgi apparatus; protein targeting to vacuole
Cellular component (GO): extrinsic component of membrane
Source: RefSeq, a predicted model, not a curated record